AUGCAGGACAAUUCGAAGACAAUACCUGGUGACUGGGAAGACGACCGAUCAUCCAACUCACUGACAACUAGCUUUGCCCUUGGAUCAACAACUUCAAACAAAUCUGAGGCCAAAGGAAAAAGUUACAAACUUUACACAUCAAGGGCACAAGAAAUGUUGCGGGUUCAUAAGCACAAAGAACAGGAGUACGCGGAUCCUAUAUCAUUUGACCGCGACAGCAUUGCCGAAGAACAUUACAGUUGUCUCCCUCCCUUCACUAGUUCUACAAGUCGGAGGGGUAGACCUUCUAAAGCAGCAACUGGUUCAGUUAAUGCUGUUACGAAAUUGAGUAAUGCUUCACCUCCUGUUCCUAUUGCAUUAGGUACUGCUUUUCCCAAUUCAAAUUUGUUGGAAAAUGAAGACGUUGGCGUAAGUAAUACAAAUGUGAGUGUGAAGAAGAGGGUAAGGGAUGAAAAUGCUUUGGGGGCUGCGAAUGAUGGAACCAUCGGCAAUGAUUACCAGGUAAAAAGGUUGAGCAUUGAACAAAUACAUGUGGCAAUUGGUCGGUUUUUGUAUGAAAUUCAGGCUCCCCUGGAUGCAGUGAAGAACUCUGUUUAUUUCCAGCCAAUGAUUGACGCAAUUGCCUCUGGGGGAAAGGAGACUGUGACACCCUCAUAUGAUGACAUUCGGGGUUGGAUGUUGAAGAAUGCAGUUGAAGAGAUGAAGAGUGAAAUUAAGUAUGUGUAA
This is a messenger RNA of Pyrus x bretschneideri (Chinese white pear), 726 nucleotides long. RefSeq lists its product as uncharacterized. The coding region runs from base 1 to 726 and encodes 241 amino acids. NCBI's taxonomy places the organism in Eukaryota, Viridiplantae, Streptophyta, Magnoliopsida, Rosales, Rosaceae. The record is from RefSeq and is a predicted model, not a curated record. The transcript has 3 exons.